UAGGGUGGACAGUGAGUUCUCUGUGCUGGGACUCUGGGAAGGGCCUUUCUUUGCCAGGGGCCUGCAGUCGGCAGGCACUGAAAGAAGAGACAACUUUCCACUGGACCUUCCCUUCCACCCACUCCCUUCCCUGCUGGCCCUCCAGGAAGGAGGCCCUGGGGCCCCCUCCCAGGCUCACAGAGGGACAGCUGUGCCCUGACGGUGACGAAGGCCAAAAAGGAGCAAACUGAGGACCACGGACAGCUGGCCGCCUGUCCGGGAGCUGCCACCCCUGGCCCAGGCCUUCCUCCUGUGGACACAUGGUUGUGCAGGACAGCACGGACGCCGGGGAUGCCAGAGCAGGCGUGCAGCUGGAGCCCUUCCUGCACCAGGUCGGAGGGCACCUGAGUGUGAUGAAGUAUGAUGAGCACACUGUGUGCAAGCCCCUCAUCUCCCGGGAGCAGAGGUUUUACGAGUCCCUGCCCCUGGCCAUGAAGCGGUUCACUCCGCAGUACAAAGGCACCAUCACGGUGCAUCUCCGAAAAGACAGCCGAGGCCAUCUCAGCCUGGUAGCCAACCCACUGAAGGAGAACCGGGGGCCCUUCAAGGUGUCCACGGAGUCGGCGGCGGUGGCAUUAUGGCAGACCCUCCAGCAGACCGCCGGUGGCAGCGGUGGCGCCCACACCCUCGCCCAGUGGCGGCACACUCAGCUGGCACACUCACUCAAGGAGAGCCCGCCCACGUCACUCCUGAGGUCGGAGUUCCACCUCAACACCCAAGUGUCCUCGCUGGUGGAAGAUGCCAAUGGGAACCAGGCCGAGAGGAGGAGCUUUAACCCAUGGGGUCUGCAGUGCCACCAGGCCCACCUGACCCGUCUGUGCACUGAGUACCCGGAGAACCAGCGGCACCGGUUUUUGUUGCUGGAAAACGUCGUGUCAAAGUACAAGUACCCUUGUAUCCUCGACCUGAAGAUGGGGACCCGGCAGCACGGGGAUGACGCGUCUGAGGAGAAGAAAGCCCGUCACAUGAGGAAGUGUGCGCAGAGCACCUCAGCCUGCUUGGGCGUCCGCAUCUGCGGCAUGCAGGUUUAUCAAAUUGAUAAGAAGCACUUUCUCUGCAAAGACAAGUACUAUGGAAGAAAACUCUCCGUUGAGGGGUUCAGACAAGCCCUCCAUCAGUUCCUGCAUGACGGAACCCGCCUCCGGACAGAGCUCCUGGAGCCCAUCCAGCGCCAGCUCCGGGCCCUCCUCUCAGUCAUUCGGAACCAGAGCUCAUACCGGUUCUACUCCAGCUCUCUCCUCAUCAUCUACGAUGGGCAGGAGCUGCCAGAAAGGACCUCAGGGGGCCUGCAUCCUCCGGAGGCUCCGCAGCCGGCCCACGGCAGCUCUUCCGAAAGUCUCUCCAAAGUUGACGUUCGGAUGAUCGACUUUGCUCAUACAACGUACAAAGGCUCCUGGAAUGAGCACACCACCUACGAUGGACCAGAUCCAGGCUACAUUUUUGGCCUAGAAAACCUCAUCCAGAUCCUGCAGGAUAUUCAAGAGGGAGAAUGAGGCUUGUUGGGCCUAUCCGGAUGCUUCUGGAGUGCUGAUAUCAAAAGGGACCCAUUGGUAGCUAGGGUACCCUAGACACUGUUAGAUGUCUUUGUAAUAAUGACAUCCACGUUCGAAAGCCACACGUGGCAUAUUGAUGGCUGCUAAAGAAACCAGUUCUGGAGCUAAUUCCACAUCCUCUGGUAUCUUAUGCUAAUUCUGGUCGUCGGAGGCCGGACAGGCAGUGUGAAAUGGCACCAUUGUGGAGUACAUUGGAAGGCGUGAGUGAGAAGCCAGCAUUAGAGUGAGAUUCUGGAGAAUUCGCAUUUAAAAAUGCUUUUUGUUGUCCUGCUGAAUCCUUGGCAAGCUGUGAGGCAAAAGAAAAAAAGAAAAAGAAAAAGAAGAAACUCUACUUGAAGAAGACUUGACGAGUGAGUUCGUGAGCGGAUGGUUUGUCUGCUCGCAUGGGCUGCCCACUCCAAGGGCAGAUACAACAUUACAGUGAAUGACUGUCUCUCACCUUCUUAAGAGGCAUUCUCGGCAAGGCAAGAAGAAGUGGGACAGAGCUGCCCGUCUCACCACCUUCCUACCCAGGGUCUGGAUGGACAAGGUCGAUCCAGACACAGCCCGGGCAAAUCAAGACCUCAGUUCUCCAUUGUUGCCUAUGGAGAUAAGGGUCUCUUUCUAGACUUCCGGGUAUCUAUUGGAAGUGAUGACUCUGCCAGAUUCUGGCCACAAAAGGGCUCUAACCAUGAAAUGCAGUUUUCAGGUGGGGGUGGACUGCACAAAAGGAUGACCCAGUGAUAUUAAAUUACACCCCCUGCUUUCUAUUUAUUUAUUUUGGGGGUGGGGUGGGGAGUCAGAAGAGAGAAGCCUGGAGGGCCAAGGAAUCCAAGCGCAAUGUUUACAAGACUGGUGGACAAGUGUAAAUACGGAACAAAGAGCAAACGGUUCUAAUUAAUUCCUUCUUCUGCAGUGUGGAAACCCUAUUACAAUGCCCUUGAGUCGAGCACUAAGAUACGUUACCCAAUUAGGGAAAUAAAUUUGUUAAUAAAAUUGCUGAGGUCACCAGUGAUUA
This is a messenger RNA of Hyaena hyaena (striped hyena), 2589 nucleotides long. RefSeq names its product inositol hexakisphosphate kinase 3 (gene IP6K3). Gene Ontology annotation, molecular function: inositol hexakisphosphate kinase activity. Gene Ontology annotation, cellular component: nucleus; cytoplasm. The transcript has 6 exons. NCBI's taxonomy places the organism in Eukaryota, Metazoa, Chordata, Mammalia, Carnivora, Hyaenidae. The record is from RefSeq and is a predicted model, not a curated record. Gene Ontology annotation, biological process: inositol phosphate biosynthetic process; phosphatidylinositol phosphate biosynthetic process. Bases 300 to 1532 code for a protein of 410 amino acids.